GAAACAGGAACCAUGGGCUCUUAGGCUAAAGCUGACCAUCCAAGAAGCUGAUUUUUUUCAUAUGCAAUUGAACUUUUGCACAGAAAAAGAUGAUCUGUUUCACAGUCCUGCUAAUGCAGUUAGCUCUGUCCAUUGUAACAACAGAUGGACAAACAGAGCAGCCAUCUCUUUCCCGCUGCAGCCUUUUUGGAGAUGAUCACAUCAAAACAUUUGAUGAGUCUUUCUAUGACUUUGCUGGGGAUUGCAGUUACCUCCUGGCUGGGGACUGUCACAAACGUUCCUUCACGCUCAUAGGUGACUACCAGAAUGGAAGAAGAAACGGCUUCUCUGUGUAUCUGGGAGAAUAUUUUGACAUUCACUUGGCUUUAGAUGGAACUGUGACUCAGGGGGACAAAAGGGUUUCCCUGCCAUUUGCCUCCCAUGGGAUAUUUGUAGAGACUGAGGCAGGCUAUUAUAAGUUAGCCAGUGAUGAGCAUGGCUUUGUGGUGAAGAUUGACAUCGAUGUGAAUAUUCAAAUACUGUUUACAGAGAAGCACUAUAAUAAAACCUGUGGCCUUUGUGGCAACUUUAAUUACUUUGCCGAAGAUGACUUCAGAACGCAGGAAGGGACCCUGGUCGAAAGCAGCUAUGAUUUUGCUAAUUCCUGGGCCUUGCACAGUGAAGAUAAGCGAUGCAAAAGAAUGCCUGCUCCAAGCAACACCUGCAAUAUUUCAUCCGAAUUUGCAGAUAAGGACAUCAUGGAAAGGUGCCAGCUGCUAAGGACAUCUUCAGUAUUCUCCAAAUGCCACCAUCGAGUUGAUCCAGAGCUAUUCAUUGGUCUCUGUGAAGAAGAUAUGUGCACCUGUGCUCAGGACAUGCACUGUCACUGUCCAACUUUCCUUGAGUAUGCCAGGAGCUGUGCUCAGCAAGGAGUGAUCGUGGAUGGCUGGCCCAACGACAGCUCGUGUAGGCCAAGAUGUCCAGUUGGCAUGGAGUAUAAGGAGUGUGUAUCUCCUUGUGUCAAAACCUGCCAGAGUCUGAAUAUCAAUGAAGUUUGUCAAGGACAAUGUGCUGAUGGCUGCAGCUGCCCUGUGGGGAAGCUACUUGAUGGUGAUAGCUGUGUUGACAGCUCUGAGUGCUCCUGCAUACAUUCUGGCAUGCGCUAUCCUCCUGGCUCCUCCAUCUCCCAGGACUGCAACUCAUGCAUUUGUCGACGUGGCAUCUGGAUCUGCAGCAAUGAGGAGUGCCCAGGAGAAUGCUCUGUCACUGGCCAAUCCCAUUUCAAAAGUUUUGACAACAAGCAUUUCACCUUCAGCGGGAUUUGUCAAUACUUAUUUGCCAAAGACUGUGCGGAGAACUCCUUUUCUGUCAUCAUAGAGACGGUCCAGUGUGCCGAUGAUCUUGAUGCAGUGUGCACCCGCUCGGCCUCUGUCCGAAUCCAGGACAUGGAGAACAGCAUCAUCAAAAUGAAGCAUGGGGGCGUCAUCUCUCUGAAUGGGCAGGAUGUACAGAUUCCUUUGACACAAGGUGCCCUCCGUAUCCAGCGCAUUAUGAUGUCUUCAGUUCGCCUCACCUAUGGGGAAGAUUUACAGAUUGACUGGGAUGGUCGUGGUAAACUUCUGGUGAAGCUCUCCCCAAUGUACACUGACAGAAUCUGUGGUCUGUGUGGAAACUUCAAUGGCAAUGAAGGGGACGACUUUCUGACACCUUCUGGUCUCGUGGAAGCCCUUGUGGAAGAUUUUGGAAAUGCCUGGAAGCUCAAUGGAGAUUGCCAAGACUUGUUAAAACAAGACAGCGACCCCUGUAGUCUCAACCCUCGCUUAGCCAAGUAUGCUGAAGAUUCCUGCUCAGUUCUGAUGUCGUCCAUAUUUGAGCCUUGCCAUCAUGAAGUUAGCCCUUCUCCAUACCUGAAGAACUGCCGCUAUGAUGUUUGCUCCUGUUCUGAUGGCAAGGAUUGCUUGUGUGCUGCUGUUUCUACCUAUGCCACUGCAUGUGCUAGGAAAGGCGUUCUGAUCGAGUGGCGGGAACCGGACUUCUGCUCAAUGACUUGUCCAGAAGGCCAAAUUUACCAGCAGUGUGGAACUCCAUGCAACCAGACCUGCCGAGCUCUAUCCUACCCAGAUGUAGGCUGCAAUGAGGUCUGCAUGGAAGGCUGCUAUUGUCCACAUGGGCAAUACAUUGAUGAGCAUGGAGAUUGUGUACCAAAGUCCCAGUGCUCUUGCUACUAUGAUGGUGAGAUCUUCCAACCAGAUGAUGUCUUUUCAGAUCAUUAUACCAUGUGCUAUUGUGAAAACGGCUUCAUGCACUGCACUACAAACAGACUCCCUGGUACCUUCCUGCCAGAUGUUUUCUUUGACCAUCAGCCAUCUGCCAGAAUAAAAAGAAGCUUGAUAUGCAGGGCACCUAUGGACAAGUUUGUUUGUCCUCCAAACAACCCAAGAGCUGAAGGGAUAGAGUGUACCAAGACCUGCCAGAACUACGACUUAGAGUGUGGUAGCCAUGGCUGCAUAUCUGGAUGCCUCUGUCCCAAAGGAAUGAUACGACAUGAAAACAAAUGUGUUGCUCCUGAGAGGUGCCCAUGUUUCCACAAUGGAAGAGAAUACGCUAAAGGAGAGACAGUGAACAAAGACUGUAACACUUGUGUGUGUCGUGGUCGAAAGUGGGACUGCACAGAUAAUGUAUGUGAUGCCACCUGCUCAGUUAUUGGUACAGCCCAUUUCUUGACAUUUGAUGGACUGAAAUAUAUGUUUCCAGGUGACUGUCAAUAUGUGUUGGUUCAGGAUUACUGUGAGGAUGAGUCUGGAACCUUUCGGGUUCUCAUUUCAAAUGAGGGAUGUGGCUUAACUGGAGAAAAGUGCACUAAAAGGCUUACCAUUCUGUUUGACAAUGGGGAGAUAGAGCUGUUCAAUGGAAAUAUCUCCACACAAAGUUGUGAGGAUCUGAAUAAGCACGAAUUGGAGUAUCAGUGUGAAUGGAGAUAUAACAGCUGUGGACCUGCCUGCCCUAUAACAUGCCAGCACUUUGAACCUGUGGUGUGCCCUCUGCAAUGUGUAGAAGGAUGCCAUGUGAACUGUCCUGAAGGAAAAAUACUUGAUGAACUAUCCCAGUCAUGCAUUGAUCCAGAAAGCUGUCCUGUAUGUAUAUUAGAAGGUGCCAGGAUCCCCCAUGGAAAGAGGGUUGUUUUGAACAAAGAUGAACAUUGUCUAUCAUGUCACUGUGAAGGAAAGAACUUAACAUGUAGUGCCUGUGAGUCAGAAGAGAGAGAGGAAGAAAUCAUUAUACCAACGCCAGUUGCUACAGAAGAAACAGAUAUAGACAUAGGGACACGUGUAUACUCCUGCAGCAAAAUGAUGGACCUGGCCUUUCUGAUGGAUGGUUCCAACAAACUCUCAGAAAAGGACUUUGAACUGUUAAAAGAUUUCAUAAUUAGCAUGAUGGAAAAACUCCACAUCUCCCAAAAGAAAAUCCGAGUGUCAAUUCUGGAAUACCGCACUGGCUCCAACAUCUAUCUUGGGCUCAAAGAUAUUAAAACACAAUCUCAGAUGAGGAAAAUUGUCCAAAACAUAAAAUACACUGGUGGAGAAGUUGCCUCUGCCACUGAAGUGCUUAAAUAUAUUGUAUUCCAUGUGUUUGGAAAAGCACCAAGGACAAAUGCUGCCAGAAUUGCUCUGUUGUUGACAGCCAGCAAGUCUCCAGGAAAUAUUCAGCGCAUCCUCACUCUUCUGCAAAAGAAGAAAGUCACAGUAAUACCAGUAGGAAUUGGACCGUCUAUUAGUAUGGAGCAAAUCAAGCUAAUUGAAAGGCAGUGGCCAGAAAACAAGGCCUUCAUAAUGAACAAUGUACAGGAGUUAAUGGAAAACAGGGAUGAAAUAAUCAAUUACCUGUGUGAUCUUGUACCUGAAGAAAGUGAUGUGUUAACAACUACCACCCAAAAACCUAUUACAAUCUCGCCCCGGGCAGCUACUGUGACGGUACGCUAUCCAGUCUGGGAGUCCACGAGAUUAGCUACGACCCCAUUGCCAAGUAAAGAGAUUUCCAAAGUGCUUGAUAUAGCUUUUGUUGUUGAAGGGUCUGAAAAAGUAGGAGAGGAGAACUUCAAUAUAAUCAAGAGUUUCAUUGUAAAAGUUAUCAGAGAAAUGGACAUAGGAGAAGAAACCAUUCAUAUUACUAUCAUACAGUACUCGUACACUGUCACUGUUGAGUACUCCUUCAGUGAAGCACAGUCAAAGCAAGACAUUAUUGAGGUGGUGAAGAAGAUACAGUACCAAGGCGGGAAUGCCACCAACACUGGAAAUGCCCUCAGCUAUGUCUCUGAACACACAUUUACCACAGACAAUGGAGGCAGGGGACAAGUGCCACACUUAGUGUACAUGGUAACUGCAAACCCUGCCACUGAUGUCAUCUCACGUGUUGCAAGUGGCAUAAAUGUGAUCCCUAUAGGUAUUACCCCCAAUGCGAACAUUCAAGAGCUUGAGAAGAUCAGUCAACGGCACACCCCAAUAAUCAUAGAGGGUUAUAACGAACUUAUUCGAGAAGCACCUGACUUAGUGUUGAAAACGUGCUGCUCAAGUAAAUCCAGAUUGCCCUCAGAACCUCCAGAACCUUGCAGCAGACCAAUGGAUAUCAUGUUUCUUCUGGAUGGAAGUUCCAGUGUUGGAGCAUCAGAGUUUGAGGAAAUGAAAAGUUUUGUAAAAGCAUUUAUUGAAAACUAUGGCAUCAGCAAUACCUCGACUCAAGUGUCAGUUCUCCAGUAUGCAAGGGCAAACACCCUUGAAAUUUCAUGGAACAUGCCACAAGAGAGUAAAAAUCUUCUAAAUAGGGUGAGCUUAAUUCAGCAAAGAGAGCAAGGUCCCAGCAAACUAGGUGAAGCAGUAAAUUUUGCAGUUCAGCAUGCUAUGUCUGAAGCCCAUGGAGGAAGACCCAGUGCAUCAAAGAUAGCAGUGAUCAUUGUAUCAGAGAAAUCAGAGGAUCCGGUGGACUCUGCUGCAUAUUCUGCAAGCAUCAACAGGGUGUCAUUGUUCCCAAUUGGAGUUGGAGAUAGAUACGAUGAAGAGCAGCUGAGGACGUUAGCUGGGCAAUCUGCUACUGACAGGAUCAUUAAGCUAAGACGAUUUGAAGACCUUCCCGACAUGGUCACCUUGGAUGAUGCAUUUGUCAAUAAACUGUGCACGGAGCCUGCUGGAGAAUGUAUAGAUGAGGAUGGGAAUAAAAGAAGACCCGGUGACAAAUGGACAUUACUGGAUAGUUGUCACUUUGUGACAUGCUUACCAGGUGGCCGCACGGUUCUGGAGAGUCACCGAAUUAAUUGUGCGAAGAUGCCAAGACCUACAUGUCACAAUAAUCUCCCUGCUGUUAAAACUGAGGAAACCUGUGGCUGCCGCUGGACAUGUCCAUGCAUGUGCAUGGGCAGCUCAACCCGACAUAUUGUCACCUUUGACGGGCUGGAUUUUAAACUGACUGGCAAUUGCUCCUACACCUUGUUUCAAGACAAAGAGCAUGAUAUUGAAGUGAUUCUCCACAAUGGGGCGUGCAGUUCAAAACCAAAACUAAACUGUAUGAAUGCCAUAGAAGUGAAGCACCAUGGCAAAUCAAUACAGCUCUCUGGAGACAUGACAGUUGCUGUUAAUGGAGAAAUGACUACUGUUCCUUAUAUAGAUGAUUACUUUAAAGUCACCAUCUAUGGAGCAAUAAUGCAUGAGAUCAGGUUCUCCCAGCUCGGACAUAUUUUCACAUUCACUCCAAGAAACAAUGAAUUUAUCCUUCAUCUUAUCCCAAGGAGCUUUUCUUCACAAACAUAUGGCCUUUGUGGGGUUUGUGACCAAAACAAUGGCAAUGACUUCAUGCUAAGUAACGGCUCUGUCACAUCUGACAGCAGCAUAUUUAUUCAAGAAUGGACUGUGAAAGAACCAGGCGAAAUCUGUGAAAUCAAGAGAGAUGACAGAUGUACCGAACAUGCCACUGCCAAGUGCAACGUUCUGCGCUCACCUCAGUUUGCACAAUGCCAUGGAAUGAUCUCUCCAGACUCGUUCUAUUCUGCAUGUGAAAAAAACAGCUGCUAUGAGGAUGAAAUCUGUGAGGUCAUAGCUUCCUACGCUCACGUUUGCAGAACAAGUGGGAUUUGCGUCGUUUGGAGAUCACCGGAGUUUUGUGCUAUGAAAUGCCCCAACUCUUUGAUAUAUGAUCACUGUCGAACAAGCUGCACAAAGCACUGUGAGAACAGCACCAGCAUCAGUGUCUGCAAGGACUAUCCCACAGAAGGCUGCUUCUGUCCACCCGGACAGGUGACUUUAAAUAGUGAUUGUGUUGAUGAAGAAGUCUGCACACAGUGUGUCGCUGAAGAUGGAACACGCCAUCAGCACACAGAAACAUGGAUUCCUUCCAACGAGCCCUGCAAGAUCUGCAUGUGUCUUGAGAAUAGGAUAAUAAACUGCACUACCCAACUUUGCUCUACUGCCAAACCUGCAGUUUGUGGUCCCUGUGAAGUUUCCAGACUACGCCGGGACUCUGAUCAGUGUUGUCCAAAGUAUGAGUGUGUAUGUGAUUUAGUUACCUGUGAUCUGCCUGCUGUACCUGUUUGUGAAGAUGGUCUUCAGCCUGUAUUGACAAACCCUGGAGAAUGUAAAGCAACUUACACUUGUGCUUGCAAGCAAGAGGAAUGCAAGCUAGAGCACAUUCCUUCCUGCCCUCCACAUCGAGAGCUGACUGUUAAGAAGACCCAGUGCUGUGAUGAAUAUGAGUGCACCUGCAGCUGUACCAAUUCUACAGUGCGCUGCCCAGCUGGAUAUUUAUCGAUGUCUGUCACCAAUGACUGUGGCUGCGCAACUACUAACUGCAUUCCAGACAAGGUUUGUGUGCAUCGCAAUGUUGUCUACCCCAUUGGGAAAUCCUGGGAAGAAGGCUGUACAGAUUGCACCUGCACUGACAUGGAAGAUGCUGUCACAGGACUUCAUAUUGCAGAAUGUCUUGAGAAAGAGUGCAGUACGAUCUGCCCUCAGGGAUAUACAUAUGUCAACCAGGAAGGGGAGUGUUGUGGAAAAUGUCAGAAGACUUUGUGUGAAGAGCAGAACUCAUGGUCUCGAGGGGAUGUAGAUGUCCGUUUGCAUGAGGUCGGCACAGAGUGGCGAUCCCCUUUCAGCCCUUGCAUUAUCAACAAGUGUGUCCGAGUGAAUGAUGAAGUUUUUGUUGAGAAAAGGAACGUGUCAUGUUCUCAGAUGGAUGCACCCACCUGCCAUUUAGGAUAUGAGUUGCGCUGUGACCGAAUAACAAAUUGCUGUCCUUCCUGCCGGUGCGAACCUGUGAAUGGUUGUGUUCUGAAUGGCACCGUUCUCGGGGUAGGGGAACACCUGAUGUUGGACCAAUGUACGAAUUGUCAGUGUGGCCUCCAGAGGGGGGCCACAUAUGAACUACAUAUGAACUACAAACUGAGCUGUAGAAAAACCACCUGUGAACCCUGUCCCAAGAGCUACAGGAUGGAAGAAAUCAGUGGUUCCUGCUGUGGGAGAUGUGUGCCAACUUCAUGUGGUAUCAAGUUGAGAGAUGGAAGAAUCCUAUAUCUGAAGCCGAAUGAGACAGUUCAAGAUGGCUGUGACAGUCAUUCUUGUAAAGUAAAUGAGAAAAGAGAAUUUAUCUGGGAAAAACGAAUCACUGGCUGCCCUCCAUUCGAUUCCAGGAGAUGUUUGGCUGAAGGAGGUAAAAUUGCAAAAAUUGACAAUACCUGUUGUGAAACAUGUAUAGAAGCAGAAUGCAGACAAGUAAAUUCCAGGCUGACGUAUAUGAAUAUCAAUGGCUGUGAGGCUGAAGAUGGAGUGUCUAUUUUCCAGUGUGAGGGCAAAUGCAGAAGCAAAACCAAGUACUCUAUUGAAAGGAAUAGACUUGAAGAUGAGUGCACCUGUUGUUCAGCUACUCAGACAGUUCCGGUGAACGUCUCUCUGCGCUGUGCCAAUGGCACAGUGGUGCAGCAUGAAGUACCAUCUGCAGUGCAGUGCGACUGUUUCUCUCGUAAAUGUACAUAGUAAACCUUUCCAGAAGCUGCUUCAUUUAACCUUUAUUUUUAAUGGCUAAGGAAUUUACCAUUCAGAUCUCACUUUCUUUCUUUAGACUGCUUUCUUCCAAAUGAUUGUAUCAACAUACCAAACAAUAAAUGCAAAGCUU
Terrapene triunguis (Three-toed box turtle) is the source of this 8130-nucleotide messenger RNA. It is a transcript of the gene VWF, whose product is annotated as von Willebrand factor. Gene Ontology annotation, cellular component: extracellular matrix. The record is from RefSeq and is a predicted model, not a curated record. Bases 90 to 7991 code for a protein of 2633 amino acids. Gene Ontology annotation, biological process: cell-substrate adhesion; blood coagulation. Gene Ontology annotation, molecular function: protein binding. NCBI's taxonomy places the organism in Eukaryota, Metazoa, Chordata, Testudines, Emydidae. The transcript has 49 exons.